Molecule: messenger RNA, 693 nt
Organism: Thlaspi arvense
Lineage: Eukaryota; Viridiplantae; Streptophyta; Magnoliopsida; Brassicales; Brassicaceae
Source: the annotation of a GenBank genome assembly
AUGGGACACACUUUUGCUGCGUUGUCAUUUCUAGCUGAGAUCUUUAUCUUCCUUUACGUUGGAAUGGACGUUGUACGCAACAGUCCUGGGCAGUCGAUUGGAGUGAGUUCGAUACUCCUUGGGCUUAUUCUUCUGGGUCGUGCAGCGUUCGUGUUCCCUCUUUGGUUCUUGUCGAAUUUGACAAAGUCUUCACCGGAUGAGAAAAUCGAUUGGAAGAAACAAGUCACCAUUUGGUGGGCUGGUCUGAUGCGUGGCGCAGUCUCAAUGGCUCUUGCUUAUAACCAGUUCACGACUUCAGGACACAUAAAGCUUUUUGAAAAUGCUAUCAUGAUCACCAGCACCAUCACUGUUCUUUUCAACACUGUGUCAAAAGGUCUACAACACCGAGAUCUUCUUUGGACGAGCCGCUCAUCGAUAGCGGUGGCAGGCUACAUCCAAAACUACGAGCCGCUAAUUAGCAGCCAAGGCCAAUCGGAUGACAACCUUGAUCAACCGAUCAGCGUGAGAAUGCUCUGGAACGCUCCAUCCCGAGCAAUUCAUUACUAUUGGAGGAAAUUCGAUAACGCGGUUAUGCGUCGCAUAUUUGGCGGCCGAGGCAUUUCGCCGAUAGUUCCGGGUUCACCGGUUGAUACUAGUGUUCGGCAGUGGAGUGAAGAAGUAGAAGAAAACAAGGAACAAUACACCGAACCUUAA